Molecule: messenger RNA, 2328 nt
Organism: Emys orbicularis (European pond turtle)
Lineage: Eukaryota; Metazoa; Chordata; Testudines; Emydidae
Gene: DPY19L1
Product: dpy-19 like C-mannosyltransferase 1
Exons: 23
Coding region: 1-2328 (775 amino acids)
Cellular component (GO): nuclear inner membrane
Molecular function (GO): mannosyltransferase activity
Source: RefSeq, a predicted model, not a curated record
AUGGUCGUGCAAACCCGAGGCAGACACAAAGAGUCGCCGCUCAAGCCCCCCGGCGCUCAGCCGCCCCCGCCCCAAGCCGCUGGGGCGCCCCAGCCCGGAGCGAGCCCCAGGAGCGGCCGCGGGCUGCAGCAAAAGCAGCCGGGCAGGCAGCUGUCCUGCGGGGCCGGCGCCAUGCGGAAGGGAGGAACCGGGAGGAAAGGGGCCAAGAGCGAGCCCCAGAAACCCAGCGCCCCCCUGGCCCAGAGGGUGAGGGAAUUGCUGGGCCUGGGCCAAGAGGGGUCGCUUCAGGGCUGGAGACACGGGCUCCGAGUAUUUAUUGAAGAAAAAGGGGCCUUCAUCAUGAGAGCAGAUAGCAAGAUAUGGUUCACUUUUAUACUAGCUGCUUUUGCAGGAGUUUUACACUGGUGUCAUAUUACAACUCUUUUUGAAAAUGACCGUCAUUUUUCUCACCUCUCGACGCUGGAAAGAGAGAUGGCUUUUCGCACUGAAAUGGGCCUUUAUUAUUCCUAUUUCAAGACGAUUGUUGAAGCACCAUCAUUUUGGAAUGGAAUGUGGAUGAUUAUGAACGAUAAACUAACUGAAUAUCCUCUGGUGAUUAAUACGUUAAAAAGGUUCAAUCUUUAUCCAGAGGUGGUCCUAGCCAGCUGGUACCGCAUAUACACAGGGGUAAUGGAUUUUAUUGGUCUUCAGACAAAGACAUGCUGGACUGUAAACAGAGGAGAAAGGCUUAGUCCUGUUGAAAGCUGUGAAGGAUUGGGAGACCCUGCUUCCUUUUAUGUUGCUGUGAUCUUUCUUUUAAAUGGACUAAUGAUGUCAUUGUUCUUCAUAUAUGGCACAUACCUAAGUGGGAGCCGUCUAGGAGGUCUAGUUACGGUAUUGUGCUACUUUUUCAAUCAUGGGGAGUGCACGCGUGUGAUGUGGACUCCACCCCUUCGUGAAAGUUUCUCAUACCCAUUCCUUGUGCUUCAGAUGUUGCUUUUGACCUACAUUCUCAGGACUCCGAAUAUUAAUAGAGGAAGCUUGAUUGCACUGUGUGUUUCUAAUGUCUUUUUCAUGCUUCCCUGGCAGUUUGCUCAGUUUGUCCUUCUGACACAAAUAGCCUCGUUAUUUGCUUUGUAUGUUGUGGGUUACAUUGACUCUCUCAAGUUACAGAAGAUACUUUGUGCACAUAUGGCAUCUCUUGCACUGUGUUUCAUUUUGAUGUUUGGCAACUCAAUGUUAUUGACAUCAUAUUAUGCUGCCUCUUUAGCAGUUAUCUGGGGUAUUCUUGAAUGGAGUCCAAAAUUGCUGAAAAUGAGUAGAAGAGAAGUCAGUUUAUGGGCCAUUGAAGGAUUUGCUUGGUUAUUUGGAACAGUCACCUUGAAAUAUUUGACUUCUCUAAUAUUUGGAGUAGCUGAUGAUGCACAUAUAAGUAACCUGCUAAAAUCAAAAUUUUUUGUCUACAAGGAUUUUGAUACGUUAAUGUACACCUGUGCUGCAGAGUUUGACUUCAUGGAAAAAGAGACUCCAAUAAGAUACACAAAGACGUUACUACUUCCCGUUGUUCUUGUGGUUUUUGGGAUAAUCAUCAUGAAGGCAAUUAAAUAUAUUGUGUGGGUUUUAUCUCAGAAAGACCUCUGUGAACGAGAGGACCAUUUUAACCAUGGUGAGCUGGUAUACCAUGCAUUGCAGCUAUUGGCAUAUACUGUACUUGGUAUUUUAAUUAUGAGACUGAAACUGUUUCUGACACCUCACUUAUGCGUUAUGGCUUCCUUGGUUUGUUCAAAACAGUUGUUUGGAUGGCUCUUUGGCAAAAUUCAGCCCAAAACAUUGGUCUUUGCUAUUUUAGCAAUAAUGGCAAUAGAGGGAUCAGCAAACCUUCAGAAUCAGUGGAACAUCAUGGGAGAAUUUAGCAAUUUGCCACAGGAAGAACUUUUAGAAUGGAUAAAAUCCAGUACCAGACAAGAUGCUGUUUUUGCAGGAGCGAUGCCUACAAUGGCAAGUGUCAAGUUGUCUGCCCUUCGACCUAUUGUCAAUCAUCCCCAUUAUGAAGAUGCAGGGCUGAGGGCCAGAACUAAAAUAGUGUAUUCCAUGUAUAGUCGAAAACCAGCAAAUGAAGUGAAAAAAGAAUUGUUAAGACUAGGAGUGAAUUAUUACAUCUUAGAAGAGUCGUGGUGCAUAAGAAGAACUAAGCCCGGUUGCAGUAUGCCUGAAAUUUGGGAUGUGGAAGAACCUGCCAAUGCUGGCAAAAUUCCUUUAUGUAACCUUAUGAGUAAGGAUCCCAGGCCAUAUUUCAACACAGUAUUCCAGAACAGUAUUUACAGAGUCUUGAAGGUUACAAGGGAAUAA